CAUUUCUAACCUUUCCUAGACCUCUUAACCACCCUUCAAUGGCUGCUCUUCCUCUUCUUUUCUGAAAUUCCCGACUCAUUAAUCAAGGCAGGAUGGCCUUCCGGAGAUUAAUCCCUUCUCCACUCCUUGGCCUCCUGUCUUUCCUCCUCCUCCACCCCAUCACCACCACCUCCACCGUCGGCGCCGGCACCCGCCUCGGCCUUAUCCGUAAUAAACCCUACUCCUCCAAUAUUCCCGUCUUCCGUGAGGCUCCUGCAUUCCGCAAUGGCGACACCUGUGGCUCCCCAAACACUACUGGUCGCAUCCAUGUCGCCAUGACCCUUGACGCCAAUUAUCUCAGAGGCACCAUGGCUGCCAUCCUGUCGAUGCUACAGCACUCUACUUGUCCAGAAAAUGUUGAUUUCCACUUCCUCGCAGGCGACUUCGAUUCUGAUAUCUUCCUAACCAUCAAUUCCACCUUUCCUUAUCUCAACUUCAACGUAUAUCACUUCGACUUCAAACGUGUCCAUGGGAAGAUCUCCAAAUCCAUUCGCCUAGCUCUGGACCAACCAUUAAAUUAUGCACGCAUCUACCUUGCAGACAUCCUCCCCGCAGAUGUAAGCCGUGUCAUCUACCUCGACUCCGACAUCAUCAUGGUCGACGACAUUGCAAAGCUCUGGGAGGUGGAUUUGGAGGGUAAGGUGGUGGCCGCACCAGAGUACUGCCAUGCAAAUUUCACCAAAUACUUCACAGAAGCAUUCUGGUCAGACCCAGAUUUGGUGAGAACGUUUCAAGGAAGGAAGCCUUGUUACUUCAACACAGGAGUUAUGGUGGUUGAUGUGGAUAAAUGGAGGAAAGGAGAUUACACGCACAAGGUUGAGGAAUGGAUGGCGGUGCAGAAAAAGAAGAGGAUAUAUCACUUGGGCUCUCUUCCACCUUUCUUGCUCAUCUUUGCUGGGAAUAUCAAAGCAGUCGAUCAUAGAUGGAACCAGCAUGGUUUGGGUGGUGACAACCUCGAAGGCAAAUGUAGGAACCUUCACCCUGGACCCAUCAGCCUACUCCACUGGAGUGGCAAGGGUAAGCCAUGGCUGAGGUUGGAUUCCAGAAAGCCAUGCACUGUUGAUCAUCUUUGGGCACCAUAUGAUCUCUAUCGCUCAUCAACUCUCUCUCUAGAAGAAUGAUAGACAGGUGGCAAUGUUGGGUUUGUGGAACAAUUUCAUUAUGAUGAAAAAACUAAAA
Messenger RNA from Nelumbo nucifera (sacred lotus), 1218 nucleotides. RefSeq names its product putative galacturonosyltransferase-like 4. The record is from RefSeq and is a predicted model, not a curated record. Gene Ontology annotation, cellular component: Golgi apparatus. NCBI's taxonomy places the organism in Eukaryota, Viridiplantae, Streptophyta, Magnoliopsida, Proteales, Nelumbonaceae. Gene Ontology annotation, molecular function: glycosyltransferase activity.